This is a messenger RNA of Larimichthys crocea (large yellow croaker), 2342 nucleotides long. Its product is annotated as kelch-like protein 40a. Gene Ontology annotation, molecular function: protein binding. The record is from RefSeq and is a predicted model, not a curated record. Lineage: Eukaryota; Metazoa; Chordata; Actinopteri; Sciaenidae. The transcript has 6 exons. The coding region runs from base 206 to 2044 and encodes 612 amino acids.
UUUGUGAGGGUUGUGUCUAUAAAUACCUCUGACUUACAGGCUGACUGACAGCCACAGACAGCUGCAACCACCAGCCAACCAACCCGUGGAGACUAUUCACAGCAGUCUGAACAGCCUCGUGAACACUGACAGUCUCUGACUGCUCUGUUGUUGGUAGUAAGUAGGGUGUCCACGAAACCCAACCAGGACAAGGAGACCGAACAAAAUGGCUGCCCUGACUAUAGACCCGGUGGAGCAGCCCCGGAUGUACCAACAGACUCUGCUUCAGGACGGACUGUGUGAUCUCUUGGAGAACGACAAGUUUGUGGACUGUGUCCUCAAAAUUCAGGACAAGGAGUUCCCCUGCCAUCGCUUGGUUUUGGCAGCUAGCAGCCCCUUCUUCAAGGCCAUGUUCUUGUCUGACUUGGAGGAGAGCAAGAAGCGUGAGAUUGUCCUCAAAGAUGUGGAACCAGGCGUUAUGGGGAUGAUUCUGCGCUACUUAUACACCUCUGACAUUAAUCUGACAGAACAGAAUGUCCAGGAUAUCUUCAUGGUUGCUAACAUGUACCAAAUCCCCUCCAUCUUCUCUGUAUGUGUGUCCUACCUCCAAGAAAAGUUGGUGCUGGGAAACUGCUUGGCUAUCUUCAGGCUAGGACUUCUACUGGAUUGUCCCAGGCUUGCUCUUACUGCUAGGGACUUCAUUUGUGAACGCUACCAGGUUGUUGUCAGGGACCAGGACUUUCUGCAGCUGGGCCCAAGCGAGCUGGCCAUUAUCAUCACCUCAGACGCCCUUAACAUUGAGCGGGAGGAGUUGGUGUUUGAAUCCCUGAUGGACUGGAUCAGACAUGAUGAGACAAACCGUCUUAAGGAACUGCCAGAGCUGUUGCACUGCGUCCGUUUCAGGCUCAUACCUUUGGAUUAUUUCAAAGAGAAAGUAGAGCGUCACCAAUUCCUAAGAUUCAGCCAGGAGAUCAAGAAGGAUCUGGAACUUGUCAAGGAUGCUCAUAAAGGGCGUCUACCAAAGCCUAGUAAGCCCAGCAGUGAUGGGGCAAAGGGGGGAGAAGGAAGUGAUGAGGAGGAUGAAGAUGAGGAAGGGUACCUGCCUGGUAUACUUAACAACAACCCUCGCUUUGGGAUGUUUGAGAUGGACUUGAUACUUAUGAUCAGUGACACAGGGACUGUGGCCUAUGACCCUGUAGGAAAUGAAUGCUAUGUGGUCUCAGAGUCUAAAGAAAUUCCCAAGAAUCACUGCAGCCUGGUGACGGAUCAGAACCAGGUGUUUGUUGUUGGAGGAAUGCUCUACAACGAGGAGGAUAAAGAUGAACCAUUCAGCUCGUACUUCCUACAGUUUGACCCAGUAAGUUCCGAAUGGUUAGGUAUGCCCUCACAACCCAAUCCUCGCUGUCUGUUUGGCCUGACUGAAGCUGAAAACUCCAUCUUUGUUGUUGGGGGAAAGGAACUGAAGGAAGGCGAACAUGCCCUGGAUUCAGUCAUGAUCUAUGACAGACAGUCUUUCAAAUGGGGAGAGUCUGACCCUCUGCCUUAUGAGGUAUAUGGCCAUGGAACUGUCUCAUACAAAGGCCUUGUUUAUGUCAUCGGAGGAAAGUCUGAAAGCAAGAAAUGCAUGAGAAGAGUGUGUGUCUACAACCCCACUAAGUUUGAGUGGAAGGACCUGGCUCCCAUGAAGACGGCCCGUGCCCUGUUUGGUAUCACCAUCCACAAUGACCAGAUCUUUGUGGUGACAGGGGUCACAGACACAGGCCUCACCAGUUCUGUGGAAGUCUACGACAUCGCCAUGAACAAGUGGUCAGACUUCACAGAAUUCCCUCAGGAGCGUAGCUCUCUCAGUCUGCUCUCGAUAGGAGGUUUUCUGUAUGCUUUGGGGGGCUUUGCCAUGAUGCCCACUGAAACCAGUGAGGAGCCCGUCCCAACAGAGAUGACUGACAUCUGGAGAUACGAUGAACCAGAGAAGUGCUGGAAUGGGAUUUUGCGAGAGAUUAGCUAUGCAGAGGGAGCCACUAUUCUUCCGGUGCGUCUCAACACUCUGCGCCUCACCAAGUUGUAACUGAGUUAUAAAUGAUGUAACCAAGUUCUAACUGAACUACUGGUGGCACGAGGUUAAUGAAGUAAAUGAGUGUACUCAUUAUGGACAUUGGAACAAAAUUGUUUUAGAAAAUUGAAUUAUUGAAUUUGGUUUCUGAAGAUGAAGAAAGUGUUAUGAAUGUUUUAUCUUAAGUUUUACAGCAGGGGGAGACAGAUACAUGAUAAGUGUAAGUGAGGGUAGAGGUGAACAACAUGAGUCAAAUGUAUUUUAUAAAAAGCUCAAAUGUGGAUUUGUACAUCUGUUUUUUUGUUAUAUUAUU